AUGACCCACCAAGCCCAAAUAGUCGCAAUUCAAGAACCCCCCCUCCAUAAUGGGAAACCCCCCUCAGUACCGUCCUUUACACUGCUUUGCCCCUCGCCCGUCAGAGCAGAGGAUAAAAUAUCCUCGUACAUCUAUCUUAAUACCAACAUCCUCGACAAGAAUUCCUUCACUACCCUCCCAUCCCACAGAGGAGAUAUCGUUUCCGUCAAUCUCUUCUGCAAAACAAGCACAAACACCCACUUAACCGUUACGAUAAUCAGUCUAUAUAAUAGACAGCUGGACAGCGCCACCCGGUCGCUAAGCCCCCCAAGUAUCUUUAGUACAUCCGAUAACCCAUGCCUAAUCUUAGGAGACUUUAAUAUCCACUCCCCCUCCGCCGACCCUCUCCGCUCCCUCUCCCAACGAGAACUCCGCCUCUCACAGCCCUACUUUGACACAGCAACCCGCUUUGGGUUCCUACUUCUAAACACCCCAGGCAUUCACACCAGACUAUCCCCUGACCCCAAUAAAAGGCACAGCGUGAUAGACCUCGCCUUCAUCAACCUCCAGGCCAACGCUCUAGUCAGGAAGUGGACCCCUCUAUCAAACACGUCAGAAUCCGAUCAUCGAAUCAUCGCCAUCUCAAUGUCACUCCCAUCAGCAGACUUCACCCCAUAUCAAACCCCCAAUUGGAAGCGAACAAACUGGCCCCCCCUCAUCGACGAACUCAAACAAACCACAAUCCCCCCAUGCCCCAUGCCCAACAUGGUAGACGAUUGGUUUGAAAAUCUCUUACCACUAUUACAGACCUCAUAA
Molecule: messenger RNA, 795 nt
Organism: Morchella sextelata
Lineage: Eukaryota; Fungi; Ascomycota; Pezizomycetes; Pezizales; Morchellaceae
Exons: 1
Coding region: 1-795 (264 amino acids)
Molecular function (GO): catalytic activity
Source: RefSeq, a predicted model, not a curated record